UCAUUACAGAUAGGGUAGUCGCAGAACGUGUCUCUGAGGUGACUUUUGAAUCUUACCCCAAGGCGCCUAUCAAGAGUCUUUAUUAUCCAAUAAUUCAUUCUUAUAGAAAUUCAUAGUAUAAUUUUCUUCUUGGCUACUGCCUUGGAGAUUUUGUAGCUGGACCCCGCCUUCUGGGCGGAGCCACGCCCGGCCCAAGGCGGGACCUCAUUGGCUCUGGCCGACCACGUGCUGCAGUCGCCCCCGGCAGUGGGUGUCUCGCCUCACAGGCGUUCCAGCUGUCGAUCAAGGGCCGGGCUCCACCCCCGGCGCGCCGCUGAGUCUCUAUAAAAGGAGCCGGCGGACGGUGACGAACCUUUACGCCGGCGCGUGCGUGUGAGGUCAUCGCGUGGACGGGCGGGCGGGGUUGGCGGUUUGAACGAGACGAAGACGGAACCGGAGCCUGGCGCGGGCAGUGGACACGGUUCCGCCAAGAGCCGAAGAUGGCAGUGAAUGUAUACUCGACGUCAGUCACCAGUGAUAACUUAAGUCGACAUGAUAUGCUGGCUUGGAUCAAUGAGUCUCUGCAGUUGAAUUUGACAAAGAUCGAACAGUUGUGCUCAGGAGCUGCCUAUUGUCAGUUUAUGGACAUGCUGUUCCCUGGCUCCAUUGCAUUGAAGAAAGUGAAAUUCCAAGCUAAGCUAGAACACGAGUACAUCCAGAACUUCAAAAUACUACAAGCGGGUUUUAAGAGGAUGGGUGUCGACAAAAUAAUUCCUGUGGAUAAAUUAGUAAAAGGAAAGUUUCAGGACAAUUUUGAAUUUGUUCAGUGGUUCAAGAAGUUUUUUGAUGCAAACUAUGACGGAAAAGACUAUGACCCUGUGGCUGCCAGACAAGGUCAAGAAACUGCAGUGGCUCCCUCCCUUGUUGCUCCAGCUCUGAAUAAACCGAAGAAACCUCUCAGCUCUAGCAGUGCAGACCUUCUAAAAGCUCCACAGAGGCCCAUUUCAACACAGAGAACUACUUCUACGCCUAAGGCCGGCCCCGGGGUGGUGCGCAAGAAUCCCAGUGUGGGCAAUGGGGAUGACGAAGCAGCCGAGUUGAUGCAGCAGGUCAACGUAUUGAAACUUACUGUCGAAGACUUGGAGAAAGAGAGAGAUUUCUACUUCGGAAAGCUAAGGAACAUUGAAUUGAUUUGCCAGGAGAACGAGGGGGAAAAUGACCCUGUAUUGCAGAGGAUCGUAGACAUUCUCUAUGCCACAGAUGAAGGCUUUGUGAUACCUGAUGAAGGGGGCCCACAGGAGGAACAAGAAGAGUAUUAACAGCCUGGACUAGCAGAGCAACAUCCGAAUUCUUCACUCCAAAUCAUGUGCUUAACUGUAAAAUACUCCCUUUUAUUAUUCUUAGAGGACUCACUGGUUUCUUUUCAUAAGCAAAAAGUACCUCUUCUUAAAGUGCACUUUGCAGAAGUUUCACUCCUCUUCCAGUAAGUUUGAGUUAGGAGCUUUUACCUUGUUAGGAGAGCAGUAUUAACAUCUAGUUGGUUCACUUGGGGAACAGAGAGGCUGCCGGGGGGCUCACCAUGUGGAUGCGGGUCACACUGAUCGCUGGAGACGGUGUUAUGUAAUACACUGAGGUGGCGACCUCAGUAGAGAAACAUAAAGACUGAAUUGAAUUUUAAGCUAAUGUGAAAUCUUGGCAGACAACAUUGUAAUAAAUAAAUGCCUUAAGAGUAUUUAAAAUAUGCUUCCAUAUUUCAAGGUAUAAAAUAUGACAGAAGAUUUUAUGUGUUUGACAUCAUGUCUGGGAAGGAAGGGCCAGACCUCAGAACCUUUGGAAACUGCUGUCAUGGGUCUUACAGGGCUGCUUGAAUCCUCAACGGGCCUAGGCUUUGGCCCAAAAGGAAUGGUUAAAAAGUUGCUCUGUAAAGUCAUUUGAUGUCAUUGACCAAUUGCAUCCCUGCUAAAAAAGCAAGAGGCAUUGUUGCCUGGAUGAAUAAAGGGUGUUUCAGCCCUGAGAUUUUAGGAGUUAAAGAACUCGAUUUUCAUUGAGCAUUUCUCUGACGACUUUUCCAAUUAUCCCUGAGAUUUCUAUGUAUUAUGCUUUUUGGGUAUUGAGGGUGUGUCCAGUUUUUUAAUCUAACAACUACUUUUGGGGACUUGCCCACAUCUCUGGGAUUUGAAUGGGGGUUGUGUCCCAUUUUACUGUCUUUUAGGUUUACAUUUAACAUGUUUCUCUUCUCUGUUCCCCUUGCCCACUGGGGAUUCCUCUUUGGCUCCUUAAAGUUUGCUGCUUAGAGUUGAAAGUACAGCAGGCAGGUGAUCAUGCUGCAAGGUUUUUCUGGACCUCUGGCAAAGGGAGUGAUCAGUGAAGGCCAUCGUUACCUUGGGAUCUGCAAGGCUGUGGUGUUUUUGGUAUCUGCUGCCCACAGCUCUCCACUGUUACUUUGCCAGUGCACUAAUCUCUUUGGAGAUAAAAUUCAUUAGUGUGUUACUAAAUGUUAAUUUUCUUUUGCAGAAAAUACAGUACCAUGUCUGAAUUAAUUAUUAAUAUUUAAAAUAUUUCCUUCCUUAACUCUCCCUCAUUUUCUUUGCCCAUAGCCUAUUCAAUCCCUUUGUUUGGCAGAAUUCUGCAAAAUGUGUGUCACCCACUACUGAGAUUGUUCAGCCCCUGAUGUAUUUGUAUUGAUUUGUUUCUGGUGGUAGCUUGUCCUAAAAUGUGUGUAGAAAGCAAGUAUUUUAUGAUAAAAUUGUGUAGUGCAUGCUCUGUGUGGAAUUCAGAGGAAAACCCAGAUUCAUUGAUUAACAAUGCCAAAAAAUGCAAGUAACUAGCCAUUGUUCAAAUGACAGUGGUGCUAUUUCUCUUUUGUGGCCUUUUAGACUUUCGUUGCCCUAAAAUUCCAUUUUAUUGGGAACCCAUUUUCCACCUGGUCUUUCUUGACAGGGUUUUUUUCUACUUUAAACAAUUUCUAAAUAAAAUUCUGCAUUUCAAGAGU
Microcebus murinus (gray mouse lemur) is the source of this 2971-nucleotide messenger RNA. NCBI's taxonomy places the organism in Eukaryota, Metazoa, Chordata, Mammalia, Primates, Cheirogaleidae. The record is from RefSeq and is a predicted model, not a curated record.